Molecule: messenger RNA, 3457 nt
Organism: Rattus norvegicus (Norway rat)
Lineage: Eukaryota; Metazoa; Chordata; Mammalia; Rodentia; Muridae
Source: RefSeq, a predicted model, not a curated record
CAGGCCCGCGACCGUCUUUUCCGGCUCUUAUCUGCACUGAAGAGUUGGGAGUUAUCUGGCCUUUGUGAGUUCUGCGGUGCAAGGGCUGCCUGGAGGUUGAAGGGGAAGGUAAAGAACGAGAGUGCUGAGCUCUGCUCUCCAUGCCACGGCGCUUCAGGGCGCGGCCAAGUCUGAGUCCUGUCCGGCUGUCAGUCACUGGGCUGGGAAAGUGCCCAGAGGGCGGGUCCUGGCGGGCUGCAUCCAAGAUGCGCCUGCUUUUCAAAAGCCGCCCAAGCAACUUCAGUGGGAAAAACUGUUUUAUUUUUCUCCUCAGAAAGAAAUGAAUUUUUGCCGGAGUAGUUGGAGUGACCUUGCGAUUUCAGCACCUCUGUUUUGUUUUGAGACAGGAUUCAGGCUGGCUUUGAACUCCCUGUGUAGCUGAGGAUGACCUUGUACUCACGGACUUCCUAUCCCCACCUCCUGAGUGCUGGGAUUCCAGGUCUGCAUCACCCGGAUGGAUCUUACUCAGAUUACCACUUUCUCAAUAGGGUCGUAUCCUCACGUUGUGGGUAAGCAAGAGCCAUGGUCUGUAAUGUUUGGACGUCUGUGCAGCACGACUGACCAACAAACCCAGAAAAGGAAUGCUAACAGUUGUGUACACCGGUGAUAGAGCGCCACUGUUCGCUAAAACUCAUCAGCUGCACUAAAGCGAGGCUUGCCUCAGUGAAAGGAGUCCUCAUGCACACUUCCCGUGUUACAGGAUGGCAGCUCCUGAUUCAUUGUCCCACGGUCCUUCAGGGGACUCAGUCUGCCUUCAGGAAGAAAAAGUAUCAGCCGAAAUGAUGUUGGUUGAUUGCCUGACAAAUUAUCAGGAGUUAGUGAGCUUUGAUGAUGUGAUUGUGGACUUUACCCAAGAGGAGUGGACCUCACUGAACCCAGAUCAGAGAACCCUCUACCGAGAGGUGAUGCUGGAGAACUACAAGAACCUGGCCACAGUAGGAUAUCAGCUCAUCAAACCCAGUGUGAUCUCUUGGUUGGAACAAGAAGAGUUUAGUACAGGGCAGAAGAUAGUUUUUCCAGAAUGGAAAAUACAGCUCGAGACCCAGUGUUCAGCAUCCCAGCAGGAGCUUUUGAGGGGUAACAUAUCCAACGGGAUGCAAACGCAGACAGGAAGUGACACAGGAAGGGGCCUCUGUGACGGGACACAAUAUGGAGACUUCUUCAGUGAACUCUCGCCCCUUAGGACGGUUAUGAAAACUCGACCUGCACAGGAUAAUUAUGAUAGUAGUCAAUGCAGGAAAGACUUUCUAAUGCUUCAGAGGAAAAAGUGUGCUGGUGAGAAACUUUCUGAGUUCAAUCAGAGUGAAGAAACCGGUGCGAUCCCAGGUAAAGCUUAUCAGAAAAUGGCCACACAAGAGAAAUGUUUUGAAUGCAGUGACUGUGGGAAGUCCUUUAUGAAUCAGUCACAUCUUCAGACACAUCAGAGAACUCACAGUGGAGACAAACUUUAUGAAUUGAAUGAGUGUGGGAGAAGUUUUAUAAACUCAAGACUUGCUGUGCUUAUAGAAACUCUCAAUGCAAAGAAACCUCACAGAUGUAAGGAGUGUGGGAAAGGCUACCGAUACCCUGCGUAUCUAAACAUUCACAUGCGAACCCACACUGGGGAGAAACCCUAUGAGUGUAAGGAGUGCGGGAAGGCCUUCAAUUAUUCCAAUUCAUUUCAGAUCCAUGGGAGAACUCACACAGGGGAGAAGCCCUAUGUCUGUAAUCAGUGUGGGAAAGCCUUCACUCAGCACUCAGGUCUGAGUAUACAUGUGAGAUCGCACAAUGGAGACAAGCCCUACGCAUGCAAGGAGUGUGGGAAAGCCUUCCUCACAUCCUCUCGCCUUAUCCAGCAUAUACGAACUCACACGGGAGAAAAACCUUUUGUAUGUGUCAAAUGUGGGAAAGCCUUUGCUAUUUCUUCAAACCUUAAUGGGCAUCUGAAAAUGCACGCCGAAGAGAAGACCUGUGAGUGCAAGAUCUGUGGGAAAGCAUUUGGAUAUCUUUCAUGUCUUAAUAAUCACAUGAGAACUCAUAAUGCCAAAAAAUCCUACACAUGCAAGGAGUGUGGAAAGGCCUUUAACUAUUCCACCCACCUUAAAAUUCACAUGCGAAUCCACACUGGAGAAAAACCCUAUGAGUGUAAACAGUGUGGAAAAGCCUUCAGUCAUUCCACUUCAUUUCAGAUCCAUGAAAGAACCCACACUGGAGAGAAGCCCUAUGAAUGCAAGGAGUGUGGCAAAGCCUUCAUCUGCCCCAGUUCCUUCAGGAUUCAUGAAAUAAGUCACACCCACACGGAAGAGAAACCCUAUAAGUGUCAGCAGUGUGGAAAAGCCUACAGUCACCCUCGUUCACUUCGCAGACAUGAAAGAAUUCACUAGAGAGAAACCUAGUUGAUGGAAGCAAGACAAGAAAGUCCUCAGUUGCGGCCAUUUGCUUUGCAGACAUGAUGGUACUCACACUGGGGAGAAACUGUUGAAGUUAGAUCAUAGCUUAGAGCAGUGCUGUAUGGCUGUACUGAGCAACAAAUACUCCAUGUCAAAAAAUUAAAGCGGCUCAGUGGGUAAAAGCACUUGAAUGUGUGGCAACUUGAAUUUGACCCACAUCCAUGUAAAACAGACAGAUGUAGUGGCAUGCGUCUGUAUUCUCAGCAUUUCUACAAGAGAGGAGGCAGAGGCAGCAGAUUCACCUGGAAGCUUGCGGGCCAGCUAGUCUAGUCUGUGCAGCAUGGCAGAGAGGAAGACUCUGCCUCAACAAGGUAGAAGACCUAAUGCCUCAACGUUGCCCUCUGGUUUCCAUGUGUGUGCCCACUCUCCCACAGAUACCACAGUAAUAGAAAAAUGUUUAAAGAAUUGAAAGGAGGGCUGUUGAGAUGACUCAGCAGACAGAAGCAUUCUCCAUUCAAUCCUCACUAUCCGUUUUCCAUCCCUGGAUCCCACAGCGUAAGGAGAGAAUUGGCUCCUAAAAGCUGCCCUCUGACCUCCACAUGAAUGCUGUGGCAUGCACCCCCCUAAUAAUAUUACAUUUUAAAAAUUCAAAUGAGGGACUGUAGGGAUGACUCAGUUACGAGCAUCUGCUGCUCUUGCAGAAGACCAGGCUUCAGUUUCCAGCACUCACAUGGCGGCUUUCAGCCAUCCAUAACUAGGUGACGGGAAUUUGACCUCUUCUGACCUCAGUGAUCACUCAGCAUACACAUGUGCAGGCAAAAUAUGUAUAAAGCAAAAAUAAUAAAAUGAAGUUGCAAUGAAUCCAUUAAAACUGGCUAAUGUCCCCAAGAGGUUAAGAUGAAGCAGGAGGAACACAGAGAUGACCACGGACCAUCAGACAUCCUUCUGCAAUUACAGACGCUAGCCACCACAAGUGUCUGUACUAAGGCCCCAGAGGAAGCUCCCUGAGGCCUCCAGAUUCUAAGAAAUAAAUAGCCAUGUUUGCACUA